Molecule: messenger RNA, 1587 nt
Organism: Chlorella variabilis
Lineage: Eukaryota; Viridiplantae; Chlorophyta; Trebouxiophyceae; Chlorellales; Chlorellaceae
Exons: 15
Coding region: 1-1587 (528 amino acids)
Biological process (GO): glutathione metabolic process; cellular response to oxidative stress; cell redox homeostasis
Cellular component (GO): mitochondrion; cytosol
Molecular function (GO): flavin adenine dinucleotide binding; glutathione-disulfide reductase (NADPH) activity
Source: RefSeq, a predicted model, not a curated record
AUGAGCGAGGAGUAUGACCUGGUGACGAUCGGGGCGGGCAGCGGCGGCGUACGCGCGUCCCGCCUGGCUGCGGGCCUGUAUGGCGCCAAGGUGGCGGUCAUCGAGCUGCCCUUUGGGUUUGUGUCUUCCGACAGCGUGGGCGGCGCGGGCGGCACCUGCGUCAUCCGCGGCUGCGUGCCCAAGAAGCUCAUGGUGUAUGCCUCCGAGUUUGCCGAGCAGUUCCACGACGCCCAGGGCUUUGGCUGGGCCCAGGUGUCGCCCCCCGUGGACGUCAAGAAGCUGAUUGCCAGCAAGGCCAAAGAAGUGGAGCGGCUGAACGGCGUGUACGGCCAGAUUCUGUCCAAGGCGGGGGUGGAGGUGAUUGAGGGGCGCGGCGUGGUGCUGGACCCUCACACGGUGGAGGUGCGGGCGGCAGACGGCUCGGUGCGGCAGCUCAAGACCAAGCGCAUCUUGGUGGCGACGGGCGGCCGAGCGGUGAAGCCACCUAUCCCGGGAGCGGAGCUGGGCAUCACGUCCGACGAGGCGUUGGUACUGGACAAUGUACCGCCAGGCGGUACCAUGAUCAUCGUGGGCGCGGGAUACAUCGCGGUGGAGUUUGCGGGCAUCUUCAACGGGCUGGGCUACGACACACACCUGGUGGUGCGCGGAGACCUGCCGCUCAGAGGCUUUGACGAGGAGUGCCGCCAGGUGGUGCGGGACAACAUGGAGAAGCGGGGCAUCCACCUCCACUUCCACACCAACCCCACCAAGCUGGAGCGCAACGCGGACGGCGGCAUUGACUUCCACUUCUACGACAACGGCACCCAGUCGGGCGGCAUCAUCAAGUGCGCGCAGGCCAUGUUUGCCACGGGGCGCGCACCCAACACCCGCGGCAUCGGCCUGGAGGCGAGAUGCGGGUGUGGGCCUGGACCAGAAGAGCCGGGCCAUUCAGGUGGACGAGUGCCCUCCAUCUGGGCCAUCGGCGACUGCACCAACCGCAUGAACCUGACCCCGGUGGCGCUGAUGGAGGGCAAGGCGCUGGUGGCCACGCUGUUUGGGGGGAAGCCCUCGGUGCCAGACUACGAAAACGUGCCCACCGCCGUCUUCUGCCAGCCGCCGCUGGGCACGGUGGGCCUGACUGAGCCGCAGGCCAUUGAGCGGCUGGCGGGGCAGGUGGAUGUGUACAUCUCAAAGUUCAAGCCCAUGAAGAACACGCUGAGCGGGCGCGACGAGCGCACCUUUAUGAAGAUGAUUGUGCAUGUGCAGACCAACCGGGUGGUGGGCUGCCACAUGGUGAGCGCUGUGGAAAGAAAGCAGCGCCGCCGCCUGGCCGUGCGGAUGAACGUGCUUGUGGCGGCGGCGGCGGCGGUGGUGGUGGUGGUGGUGGUGGCGGUGGCGGUGGGCCCCGACGCCGCUGAGAUCAUGCAGGGGCUGGGCAUCGCCCUCAAGUGCCACGCCACCAAGGCGCAGUUUGACUCCUGCGUGGGCAUCCACCCGUCGGCGGCAGAGGAGUGGGUCACCAUGUCGACUCCCGCCAGGCGGGUGGAGUGCAAGGGGAAGCAUGCGGAGCCGACGGGGGCCGACAGCGCCGGAUACAAGGGCGACUAG